AGAAAAUAGCUUCGUUGAACGUUUGGUAGGCAAAAGAGGUUGAUUUAUGAUUUCAGACACUCUAAAGCCAUUACAUCGAUCAAUCCGAGCUAAAGAACUCUGUCCCCUAUAUUGGAUUCUCUCCCCACUGACCAACAGAUAAAUUCAAAAUGAAUCGUGGACAAGUCACUCUGAUGGGAUCUAUUGUCUGUGUAAUGCUGUCAAUACAUUUUUCAGUACAGCUUCUAUUGCAACAUCUUUCAUCCUGGAAGAAGCCAAAGGAGCAAAAAGCCAUAAUAAUUAUCAUCCUCAUGGCUCCCCUAUAUGCUGUUGACUCCUUGGUUGGUUUAUUAGAUUUUCGUGGGAGUGAAACGUUUUUUACAUUCUUGGACUCUGUGAAGGAAUGUUACGAGGCCCUGGUGAUGUCGCAAUUCUUGGGUUUGAUGUACACCUACUUGAACAUAUCCAUAAGCAAAAACAUAGUGCCUGACGAAAUUAAAGGAAGAGAGAUUCACCACUCAUUCCCCAUGACUCUCUUCCAGCCUCACACUGUCCGUUUGAACCAUAAUACACUAAAGCUUCUUAAGUCCUGGACAUGGCAAUUCGUAGUGAUUCGACCUGUGUGCUCCGUGUUGAUCAUAGCUCUGCAACUUAUGGACAUGUAUCCAAGUUGGAUUAGUUGGACAUUCACCAUCAUUUUAAACGUUUCAGUUUCACUGGCAUUGUAUUCCCUGGUGAUUUUCUAUCAUGUAUUCGCCAAAGAGUUGGCACCACAUAAUCCCCUCGCCAAGUUCUUAUGCGUCAAGGGGAUUGUCUUCUUUUGUUUCUGGCAGGGAAUUGUGCUUGAUAUUCUCGUAGCAUUGGGCAUAAUCAAAUCUCAUCAUUUCUGGCUCGAUGUUGAGCAUAUUCAGGAGGCUCUUCAAAAUGUUUUAGUGAUCGGGGAGAUGGUUUUCUUCUCUAUCUUUCAGCAGUAUGCAUACAGUGCUGAACCAUACCGCACUGGUGCAGUGGUAAACAAGAAGAAAGAGUGAUUUGAAAACUCCAGUGGACAUCGAGAAAUAUAAGUAAGGCGGUUCUCAUAGUCCUUGGUUCCUUGUAGCUGUUGCACUGCGAAUGGUUGUAUUAAUUAGAGUCUUUGUUGCUGCUCCACUGCUUAUGCUAGGCAUAUUAUUGCGAUCUUAUUGAACUUAAUGUGAGCUUAUUGUGGCUUAUUGAGGGUGCUUAUUGAACUUAAUAUGUAUAAUAAUAUGAGGCUUAUUGAGGGGCUGUCCAUAUCUGGGGAAUUCAAACAUAGCAUGUAAAAGUUGUGUCUAGUUCAUAACGUGUUUGCUACAGCAAAAUCUGAGAGAACUGUAAGACAAUUCAUCCAAGACAGGUUGAUUUAUGCAUUUGAACAUACAACAUAUUGUUUGGGCCGACCAGGUAUCAGAUGAGAGCUGAAAAUGCAUUUCUACGCAGUUCUGGUGUCGUUGACGCCGUUCAUGGUAUUUAUUGUCGGCAUAAGUUUGGACACCCUUCUUCUAGCUUACCAGUUUCUCGUUUGACAAUCAUGAAAAUCCGCCAACAACAGCACGAGUUCGAAUGCUUGUUACCGGUUAAAACGAGUCAUCUUAAACACACCAAGUAAGCCCAGUCCUUGUGAUAAUCCUCUAGCAGAAUUUUCCUUCCCCUUGAUUUUUUUCUGUCUUUAUCAAUCCAUCUUCACGCAUUUGAAUAUGAUGGAAUCAAAGUGAUGUGACUCAUGUUAUGUCAUUUUGAGUUUUUUUUCUCAAAUACUAAUCAAUUUUAACAUAUUUACUUAAUUAAGGGAAAUGAGUUGAUAUUAAACGAGACCCAGUGUAUCCAGAUCGACAUAAUCCAUAAUUCAAAACUUUUCAAAUCUCAUUAUUUGUUGAUUAGUUUUAUCACUCACAUUCUUGUAAAAUUAAAAGUUUAAUUGAUCAAUAUCCUAGUCAAAACAAAUUGGGUCAAAAAUUUGUUACCUUGCACCAAGUUUUUUUGUGUUGGAAGAAUUAGUGAGCCCUUGUGUCUUUUUGUGUC
Molecule: messenger RNA, 2019 nt
Organism: Ilex paraguariensis (yerba mate)
Lineage: Eukaryota; Viridiplantae; Streptophyta; Magnoliopsida; Aquifoliales; Aquifoliaceae
Source: the annotation of a GenBank genome assembly